This is a messenger RNA of Prorocentrum cordatum, 738 nucleotides long. The record is from the annotation of a GenBank genome assembly. NCBI's taxonomy places the organism in Eukaryota, Dinophyceae, Prorocentrales, Prorocentraceae.
AUGUUGGAGGCAAAAUUGGAGCUCGACGUCAUCAGCUACAACGCUGGGCUCGACGCGUGCGAAACAGGGGGACAGUGGCAGCGGGCUCUGUCGCUACUCAGUGAGAUGUGGGAUGUGAAGUUGGAGCUCGAAGCCAGCAGCUACAGUGCCGGGGUCGGCGCGUGCAAGAGAGGCAAGCAAUGGCAGCGGGCUCUGUCUCUAUUCAGGGAAAUGUGUGCAGUGAAAUUGGAGCCGGACGACAUCAGCUAUAACGCUGGGAUGAGCGCGUGCAAUAAUGGCAGGCAGUGGACGCUGGCCCUCAUGCUGCUGAGUGAGAUGAGGGAGGCAAAGUUGGAUCCUACUGUCAAGAGUUACAACAUUGGGAUAAGCGCGUAUCAGAAAGGCAGGAAGUGGCAGUGUGCCCUGUCGCUACUAAGCGAGGUAUCGGAGGCGAAGUUGGAGCCCGACGCCAUCAGCUACAAUGCUGCGAUCAGCGCGCUCGAGAAAGGCGGACAAUGGCAGCGUGCCUUGGCGCUGCUCAGCGAGAUGCGGCAGACCAAGAUGGAGCCAAGCAUCAUCAGCUACAAUGCUGCGAUCAGUGCGUGCAGGCAGCAAUGGCAUCAGGCUCUGUCGCUGCUCGGCGAUGUGUGGGAUGCGAGGCUGGAGCCCCAAUCAGCUACAACGCUGGGAUCAGCGCGUGCGAAACGGGCAAGCAGUGGAAGCGGGCUCUCACGCUGCUCAGCGAGAUGUGGGAUGUGA